Symbiodinium necroappetens is the source of this 204-nucleotide messenger RNA. Lineage: Eukaryota; Dinophyceae; Suessiales; Symbiodiniaceae. The record is from the annotation of a GenBank genome assembly.
GAAGCCCUUCGUGGCGCCCAUCAUCCAAGAGCUCAUCCUGAAGCAGCAGCCCGAAAAGACCCGGGCAUAUGUUGACACUAUCUCUUCAUGGGGCUUUGUCCGGGCUGUGCCAGCCCACUUCAGCUGCCCGAUACAGAUCUCUCCCAAGCAGUUUCGCGACAUCUUCUCCUUCACGAGGGCGGAGGCCCAAGGGGCGAACCUCAG